Microthlaspi erraticum is the source of this 1773-nucleotide messenger RNA. The record is from the annotation of a GenBank genome assembly. NCBI's taxonomy places the organism in Eukaryota, Viridiplantae, Streptophyta, Magnoliopsida, Brassicales, Brassicaceae.
AUGGUGUCGCAUAAGUGUGUAGAAGAAUUCGGAUACAAAGGCUACCUGUUACCUCCCAAUGCAAGAGCUCCCCGAUCAGCGCGGAAGAAGCGAAGUUUCGAGAAGAUAAACGAAGAAGAUGAUGAAAUGUGCGCAAUUGAUUUACUGGCCACCGUAGCUGAAAACUUGCUCUUCGAGAAGAGAAGUUCGCUCAUGUCCAUCGACAAACCGGUUAACGAGAUCGUAGAUAAUCGUCUCACUACGCAAACUACUGUAAAGGAGGAGUUCCCGGUGGAAGAAGAAAAGCCAGUGACUUUAUCCGAGGACAAUCGAUCUUUGAGCCCCUUCGGAUUCAGUUCUGUGACAAAUGGCAAAGUGGAGACUGACGCUGACGGAGAUGGGUUUAGUAACUCUGGUGGUGGUGGUGAUUCUUCUCAAGUCGAGGACUUUAAACCGGUUAUCAAUGGCGGCGACGCAGUAGCUGUUGACGUGAGGCCUAAUGUUGUAGUUAGUUUAGGUAGUAGUAGUAGAACCGAGGUGCCAUCAAUGGGGAACGGUGUUUCUGUUUCCCAUGGCGUUCGCGGUGAUGUAAAUAUGUUUAGUAGAGAUGAUGAUGAAAACUUUUCUGGGUAUAUAUGCCCUCGUGUGACCAAAAAGCCACCUAGGACUGUGCCGCGUAUUGGUGACAGGAGAAUCAGGAAGAUCUUGGCUUCUAGACAUUGGAAAGGAGGUUCGAGACAUGCAGAUGCGAAACCGUGGAGAAGUUAUCACUUGCCUCAUCAGAGGAGCUAUCCUGUCAAGAAAAAGAGAUACUUUGACCACAUUUCUGAUUCAGUCUCUGAUGAUUAUCGUUUGCGCACUAAGAUGCAAAGAGGCAGCAAAGCAGUUUCUUCGAUGAAAGGUCAAGGUGCAUCUUUUGUGUCAAGCGACUCUCAUGUGAGACUGCGGAUCAAGUCGUUCAGGGUACCUGAGCUUUUCGUAGAGAUUCCAGAAACUGCUACUGUUGGCUCCUUGAAGAGAAUGGUGAUGGAAGCAGUGAGCACUUUGUUGAGUGAUGGACACCGAGUUGGUCUGAUGGUUCAGGGGAAGAAAGUCAGAGACGAUAACAAAACCCUUCAUCAGACUGGGAUCUCUCAGGAUAACACCCACUUGGACUCUCUUGAUUUUAGCCUUGAGCCUAGCUCAGAUACGCCUCAACAAUUGUUAACAAGUAACUCGUUGGGACGUAUCUGCGAGGAUCUGCCUAUGUGCCAUACUUCAAAGAUGGACAAUGUGUUCGAAUCUGACCAUGACUCAGCACUGUUCCCUUCUGACUCAUUUGGCCAGAAAUCUUCUACAGAUGAUUCGAAAACUCUGGUUCCGAAAUUGGCGCUCCCUCCUCAUCCGCCUAGAGUUAAAUCUAAAAGGAGUGAGCAGCAGCAGCAGCAGGCUGCAAGGCGCAGAAUCCGUCGACCUUUCUCAGUGGCUGAAGUAGAAGCACUUGUCCUAGCAGUUGAGAAACUCGGUACUGGAAGGUGGAGAGAUGUAAAGGUUUGUGCUUUCGAGGACGCAGACCACCGCACUUACGUUGAUCUCAAGGAUAAAUGGAAAACGCUGGUCCACACGGCUAAGAUAUCUCCACAGCAGAGGAGAGGAGAGCCGGUGCCACAGGAACUUCUAGACCGAGUGUUGGACGCUCAUGGCUACUGGUCACAGCAACAUGUGCAGGUGCUGCAGACUAUCAACAACAAUGAGCAGCAGCAGCAAGAGACACUGCCUCAGAGUCAGACACUGGUGGCUCCGCUGAUUGUCUAA